Molecule: messenger RNA, 414 nt
Organism: Letharia lupina
Lineage: Eukaryota; Fungi; Ascomycota; Lecanoromycetes; Lecanorales; Parmeliaceae
Exons: 2
Coding region: 1-414 (137 amino acids)
Molecular function (GO): FAD binding
Source: RefSeq, a predicted model, not a curated record
AUGCUGCCUGUUGGUUCGAAAUGGUCACCACGCCCUGGUGUAACUCUCCUUGGGGAUGCUGCACGUCUCAUGACCCCAUUCGCGGGUGUCGGAGUGAACGCAGCACUGGCCGACGCCCUGGACCUGUCAAGAGUGCUGCUGAAGCGAAAGGUCAACUUCGAAGCUGACCUACCCGACAAUCUGGCCGACGCUCUACAAGAAUACGAAGGACCCAUGUUUGAGCGCGCGAGAGAAAACAUGGAGAAGACGUGGGGCGGGCUGCAACACCACUUCAGUGCAAACGGGGUUGACGAUCGCGGUAGAGCGAAGCAGAGAGAAGCGGCAAAGCUGGGAGAAGAAGCAGAGUUGAGGGAAAAAGCAAAGCGGUGGGAACAAGGCACGCUUCCGAGCCUCUCGCUCCAGCAGCGCGUUUGA